UUGUAUGUAUAGUACGUGCGAAGAGUCGUAUCGUAUAUAUAGUACGUGUGAAUACUCGUGCUUUGAUUGUAUCGAUGUUGCACUUGCAAUUCUCAACAUCUUAUCUGCUGAACUGUAACCACCAUGUCGAUUCAUUCCGUGAGACGUGAGUGUGCUAACCUCGCUUGGGACAAUAGCAUUCCUCCUGCACUGCAUGUUAAAUCAGGCGAUGAAAUCACCUUUGAUUGCGCUGACGCAUCGAAUGGACAGCUGACUGCAGACUCGACAGUCGUAACUCUAGAAAAGUUAACCUUGGCAGGGUUUAAUCCAGUGAACGGUCCCGUAUUUGUGGAUGGUGCACAGCCUGGUGACACACUCCAAGUUGACGUUCUGCGCAUCGAGAAUCCCGAAUGGGGAUGGACGGGGCUAUUCCCGGGAUUCGGACUUCUUGCGGAUGAGUUCCCAGAACCGGCGCUCAAGAUCUGGAAACUUGAGCAGGAGGGGUUUGCGUGGUUUGAUGAGAAAAAGGGUAUAAAGGUACCCCUGAGGCCGUUUGCCGGGGAGAUGGGGGUCGCGCAGAAGAAGAAGGGUGCAUUUUCCGUUGUUCCGCCAUAUCAUACGGGAGGUAACAUCGACACGAAGCAUAUUACGGUGGGUUCGACCCUGUUUCUUCCAGUUGAAGUGGAGGGAGCACUGUUUAGCAUCGGGGAUGGUCAUGCUGCACAGGGGGACGGAGAAGUAUGCGGAUCGGCAAUCGAGACACCCAUGAAAGUCACGGUGCGGCUCUCAGUAAGGAAAGACAAGCCGUACACCAAAACACCACAUUUUAGCACGGCUACUGCUGAUACCCCGUCCGGGGAAUAUUACUGCACUACCGGCAUCGACUCGGAUGUUAGGGAAGCGAUGAGAUCAGCUGUGAGGAAUAUGAUUGAUUUUCUGGUUGCGGAAUAUGGGUUGGAUAGGGUAGGAGCGUAUAUAUUGUGCAGCGUCGCAGGAGAUUUGAGGAUGCAUGAAGUGGUGGACAUGCCAAACUAUGUGAUUGGGAUGAUGAUGCCUAAGUCUGUGCUCGGACCGUCAAAUGAAGUGUGAAGAGUGC
Messenger RNA from Suillus fuscotomentosus, 1075 nucleotides. RefSeq lists its product as uncharacterized. The transcript is spliced from 8 exons. Lineage: Eukaryota; Fungi; Basidiomycota; Agaricomycetes; Boletales; Suillaceae. The coding region runs from base 124 to 1068 and encodes 314 amino acids. Gene Ontology annotation, molecular function: hydrolase activity, acting on carbon-nitrogen (but not peptide) bonds, in linear amides. The record is from RefSeq and is a predicted model, not a curated record.